UCUUGUUUGGGUUUAUUGGAGGCCCAUAUUUGAAGCUCUUCGCAAACAGAGAGCGAUCAGCGAGCUUUCCACAGUUCGAAGCCGGUGGAUGCAACGAUGGCUACCAAGCUGCUUCCACUGCGGAAGCUGUCAAGGAUACUGAAGGUGCCGUCUUCUUCUUCUUAUUCUUCUCCCUGUUUCAGGAGAUAUUCGUAUCUUCUAGAAGCUUCAAGACCUCUCCUCGGUAUCUCCGAUAAUGUUCAUCAAUUUCAUCCUCCGUCUUUUUCUCGAAGCUUUUGCUCCCGCCCCUUGGAUUUCGUCGACGAUGAUUCUCGAGGUCCUGCCUCCAUAGAUUAUAGUUCACUGAUGCAGGAGGGAGAUUUUCAUAGACUAGCUGAUUCCACAAUACAUGGACUGCAGGAGAAAUUAGAGGAGUAUGGCGAUGACCUCCAAAUUGAUGGCUUUGACGUGGACUACGGGAACGAGGUACUGACCUUAAAGCUCGGCGAUCUUGGAACUUAUGUCUUGAACAAACAAACGCCAAAUAGACAAAUUUGGCUUUCAUCCCCUGUGAGCGGUCCAUCCAGGUUUGAUUGGGAUCAGAACUCUCAGGCUUGGAUUUAUAGGCGGAACAAAGCAAACCUGUUGAGACUUUUAGAAACUGAAUUGGCGGAGCUGUGUGGUGAGCCAAUUGGUCUUUCUUGAGCCUUUUCAAAUAACAUGGACAUGGUUUGGUUAUUCUGAGGCAUUUGUGACACAUUUAUGAAGCCCACUUUUUCUCGUUUUAAUCUUUCUUCUCGUUGCAUAUUAUGUUCUAAUUUCAAGUGUUUCAAGUAUCAGUCCUUGGUAAUGUUGGUGACAAGGUAGUACUUUACUAACGCGUAACACCCAAUGGUUUCUCGUAGUACCAAUACAUACGUAUAUUUGAAAGUAUUACAACAGGAAGAAUUCCUCUCCUUCCAAGCAUGUGAAAGGAGGGAUCACAA
Momordica charantia (bitter melon) is the source of this 965-nucleotide messenger RNA. It is a transcript of the gene FH, whose product is annotated as frataxin-like protein. Gene Ontology annotation, cellular component: mitochondrion. The record is from RefSeq and is a predicted model, not a curated record. NCBI's taxonomy places the organism in Eukaryota, Viridiplantae, Streptophyta, Magnoliopsida, Cucurbitales, Cucurbitaceae. Gene Ontology annotation, molecular function: iron chaperone activity; 2 iron, 2 sulfur cluster binding; ferrous iron binding. Gene Ontology annotation, biological process: iron incorporation into metallo-sulfur cluster; intracellular iron ion homeostasis.